UCAUGCCCAUUUUUAACCGAGUCCAUUUAUAUAAGUUUAGAAAAAAUCUAGAUUCUCCCUCUCGUGUCUCAUCUUCCAGGAGAUAAAUAAUAAUAAUAAAAGACUUAUUGUUCGCCAUAUACACUCAGGAUUAGAUCCGGUUUCUGUUCCUGAGCUUAUCCAGUAUGGAGAAUAUGCAGAGCUACUGGCAAUUAGGGGAUGAACUUAGAGGGCAGUCAAAAGUGUCGGAGGAUCAGAAGUGGUACGCAGCGGCGUCGAGGUUGGCUGAACAGACUAGGUCAAAGGGCGAACGGAGAAACAAUUUGGAUCUGUCGAAAGUGUCGGUUGACCCAAGGCCAAGAGAUAAUGUAGGGUUUCAAGAGGAAAACAAGUUUGAAAGCCUCAACUUUAAUAUGUUAAAUCUGAAUCUUGACAUGAAGAUGAGUGAGAGCAUGAGCAAAAGUUCGCUUCGGAAUGCGGCUUACAACACCAACGCGGUGUAUCAGAAGGGGAACAAUAGGGUUAUGGAGAACUUGAUUAGUGGGAAGUAUCCUGGAAACAGUCUCAACAAGGAUCUUAACACCAGCAGCAACAACAAUAACAAUAACGAUAGUAACAACAAUAACAAUGCUGCUGAUAAAAGGUUUAAGACUUUGCCUGCAGCUGAGACCCUCCCUAGGGAUGAGGUUCUUGGUGGAUACAUCUUUGUCUGUAACAACGACACUAUGCAGGAGGACUUAAAGAGACAACUCUUUGGUUUGCCACCAAGAUACAGGGACUCUGUUCGGGCAAUCACACCUGGGUUACCUCUGUUUCUUUAUAACUAUACCACUCACCAGCUGCAUGGUAUUUUUGAGGCAACAACUUUUGGUGGUUCCAACAUCGAUCCAACUGCUUGGGAGGACAAGAAAUGCAAAGGCGAAUCUCGGUUUCCUGCUCAGGUGAGGAUCCGUAUAAGGAAAGUUUGCAAAGCAUUGGAAGAAGAUGCUUUUAGGCCAGUCUUGCACCACUAUGAUGGUCCUAAGUUUCGGCUUGAGCUGUCCAUCCCCGAGACACUGGACUUGCUCGACCUCUGUGAACAAAAUGGGGUUUAAAGUUUGUGUUGCUGCCAGUAUUAGCUCAAAGGGUAUCCGUAUCGUGCAUAAGCAAAGAUGGAUUAGGGGUAAUAUUGUGCAAGUGUAGUAGGAUGUUAAGCAACAUUUUCUUCAUGGAGCUUCUGUAUAAGCGCAAGCUUGAGUGAAGUUGUUUUGUGGGGGCGCCGGACUACAAACCUGGCCGGUUGCUGCUGAUGAAUAAAUGUUUUACGGGUGGAUGGUGUUUGUAUUACCUUUAAUAGCUAGCUUAUGCAAUGAACAAAUUAUGGGAUAACCUGUGUGUAAUGGCAAAAGUCGUCUUUACAAAGAUGACAAAUAUCCUAAAAUGUUUUGAUUUUUGUGGUGAUAAAACUAUGUUCAUUAGGUUGGUUGUGGUUUUGGUUUGUAUUGUAUUGUAUUGUAUA
This is a messenger RNA of Helianthus annuus (common sunflower), 1477 nucleotides long. Its product is annotated as B2 protein. Gene Ontology annotation, biological process: response to endoplasmic reticulum stress. The record is from RefSeq and is a predicted model, not a curated record. The transcript has 7 exons. NCBI's taxonomy places the organism in Eukaryota, Viridiplantae, Streptophyta, Magnoliopsida, Asterales, Asteraceae. The coding region runs from base 165 to 1073 and encodes 302 amino acids.